This is a messenger RNA of Amphibalanus amphitrite, 2733 nucleotides long. Its product is annotated as adenylate cyclase type 3-like. Gene Ontology annotation, molecular function: adenylate cyclase activity. Bases 1 to 1686 code for a protein of 561 amino acids. The record is from RefSeq and is a predicted model, not a curated record. Gene Ontology annotation, biological process: intracellular signal transduction; adenylate cyclase-activating G protein-coupled receptor signaling pathway; cAMP biosynthetic process. The transcript is spliced from 12 exons. NCBI's taxonomy places the organism in Eukaryota, Metazoa, Arthropoda, Thecostraca, Balanomorpha, Balanidae.
AUGCUGCGCAGUAUCCGUGCUCCCGCCGAUUCCCUCUACCCGCCAGGGACUUUGUACCGGCGACACCUCCGCCCUCACGUGCGGUGGCUGAGUCUCAGUUUCACGGACACUGCCGUGGAGCAGGAGUAUCGGGCUAACAGAGAGCCCACGUUCGGACUGAGCGUCAUCUGUCUGCCCAUCGUGCUCUCCUUCAACGCCAUCAGCCAGGGGAUCAUCACACCCAGCUCGAUUCACACCGUCAGCACUCUAUUCUCGGGACUGAUGCUGCUGCUGAUCAUGAGCCUCUUCAUGCUGCCCAUACAGUGGAUGAAGAGGAUGCCCGGUUGGCUGUCUUCAGUCGGCUCUGUGAUCCAGGGCUCCAACACUCGCACCAUGUGCUGGCUGGUCAGCAUGAACAUCCUGCUGUCGCUCUGCAACCUCAUCGACAUGGUGAUGUGCCCGCUGCACGACCGGAUGGUCAGCCGCUCUGCUGCGGCCGCGCCCGGCCGUAACGCCAGUGCCGUCCGUCCGCCCGUCUGCACUCCGCCGCCUCCCAGCGUGGUGCUCCAGCCGCACUCCAGCUGCGCCUACCCAGCCUACUUCACCUACUUCACCGUGCUGAUCCUGAGCACGUACCCGGUGCAGGUGGAGCUGCGGCAUGUUCUCAAGCUGCCGCUGCUACUGAUCACGGCUGGCCUGCACGCCUGGAUUAACGUCUUCUGGCUGGGAGACGUGCUGGACUGUGUGGGCUCCAGUGUCUACCAUUAUCAGGGCCUCCUGCCGGAAAAGUACGAGCUCUGUCUGGUCCUGGCCAUCACCUGUGCCGUCGUCAUUGUUCUUAACGUGCACACGGAGCUCACAUCACGGGCAGCCUUCCUCUGGAAACGGGAGAUGGCACAGCAGCAGCGAGAGGCCGCCUGCCUUCAGGAGAAAAACGAGUCACUGGUGGAGAACUUGCUGCCGCAGCACGUGACGCAGCACUUUCUCAAGGUGGAUGUCACCACCAGCCAGCACGAGGAGCUGUACGCUCAGUCGUUCGACGAGGUCGGCGUCCUCUUCGCGUCCAUGCCCAACUUUGCUGAUUUCUAUACUGAAGAAUCGGUGAACAAUCAGGGUCUGGAGUGUCUCCGUUUUCUGAACGAAGUUAUCUCAGAUUACGACGCGUUGCUCGACUCGCCAAGGUUUCGAGGCAUCUCGAAAAUCAAGACUAUUGCAUCAUCCUACAUGGCAGCUAGUGGUCUAGUGGCCUCGCAAGAGCUCAAAGGGGAACCAGACGAGGUGCGGUGGCGCCAUCUCUCUGUCCUGGUGGAAUUCGCUAUGCAGCUUCGGGCCACUCUCAACAACAUCAACGCAGAAAGCUUCAAUCAUUUCAUCCUGCAAAUGGGCAUCAACCACGGCCCGGUGACAGCCGGGGUGAUCGGCGCCAGGAAGCCGCACUACGACAUCUGGGGCAACACGGUCAAUGUGGCCAGCCGGAUGGAGAGCACCGGACAGGCCGGCCAGAUUCAGGUGACUGGGGAGACCAAGGCCAUCCUUGAACUGUUCGGCUACACAUUCGAGCAGCGGGGGAUCAUCCUGAUCAAGGGUAAAGGUCAGCUGCUGACCUACUUCCUGACCGGCUGCAGCAGCCAAUCAGGAGCCGGCGCGGACAAAGCGGCAGACGGCAGCAACCAAUCAGAAGCUGAUGCGUCAGCGGCCGUGGACUAGUGAACUGACUGAGUGCAGUUGGUGCUCUCCCCAUAUCUUUCCGACAUUCUCUGUGUGGGAAGGGGAGAAAGGACGGGCCGUGAACCCAUCCUCCAUGUGAUCUCUCUGUGUGUUAAUGUGUGAAUUGUUAGAUCGUGAGGUGCCGACUAACCUCGAUGGCUGGUCGAGGAAAAUGUUGUUCGCCUAUCUGGUGAGUACCUCGUAGCGCAAAGUCCAGGCCCGGUGCCGCGGCCAGCGGCGGCUCUUAUCACGUCCAUGUGCUGGCGCAGGGGCGCGUGCGUCCUGUGUUGCACUCCGUUGUCGAUAGGUGUCGCGCUGAUCGUUAUAGGUGGCGCUACUGGUGAUUCGGAACGGUCCUCAUUCAAAAUCCGACAAUGAUGUCCGGAUGGCGUUGCAACUGCUGGCAAGUUAUGGUGGCAUAACAACAACGACGGUGCUUAUCUAUAGCGGAAGUUGGCACAGAUUCAGCACAAGCUCAGCACAGCACAGCUUCGCGAGACCAUAUGUAAGGAAAAUCUCAACCUGUUGUCCAUAAAAACGUGAAAAGAAACAUAGAGACGGCUGUGUGUGGUUUAGCGAGAGCCUUCAUUUACAAUCAAUUUUGCCUCUCUUUUGUUUUUAUGUAGGAAAGGGCAUUUUAAGUCUUGAUUUCCAUAUAGGUGUAGCGUGAAUCUGUGGCGUGUUGAACCUUUGCUAAAUUUGUGCUGACUUCCAAUACAAGGUGUUUAUUGGAAAUGUUGGUUAAUGCGUCUGCGUCAUGAGAUUGGUUACGUUUUCCGCGUGAUAUCAAAACGUUACAGUCAUGGUGAUUUUGUGACGUCACCAGUUUGUGUGACGUCAACUGACGUCAGGACGGCGUUUCCAUUCCAGACGCCAUUGUCUGUCCACAUAUGAAUUGUUCGUUAAUCAUGGAGUCGGUCCCAUGAAAAGUUACCGUAAUGUUUGUGUAUGUUUGUGUAGGUAUGCAUGUACAUUGUACACACCUACACCAGACGUAGCGUCCCUUUGGGCUGCUUGUCGCGACAAUACACUGAAUGUGUUUCUGUU